AUGGCCCUGGGACAGAGGCUGCUCAUCACUAUGUCCCGGGGAGCAGGGCGUCUGCAGGGCACGCUGCGGGCUCUCGUCUUCCUCGGCGUCCUCGUGGGCGUGGUGGUGCCCUCUCCCGCGGGCACCCGCGCCAACAGCACGCUGCUGGCCUCGAGGGGCUGGGGCACCCUGCUGUCCAGGUCUCGGGCUGGGCUGGCUGGGGAGAUCGCCGGUGUAAACUGGGAAAGCGGCUAUUUGGUCGGGAUCAAGCGGCAGCGGAGGCUCUACUGCAACGUGGGCAUCGGCUUCCACCUUCAGGUGCCCCCCGACGGCCAGAUCAGCGGGACCCACGAGGAGAACCCCUACAGCCUGCUGGAGAUUUCCACUGUGGAGCGAGGCGUGGUGAGUCUCUUUGGGGUGAAAAGUGCCCUCUUCGUUGCCAUGAACAGUAAAGGAAGAUUAUACACCACGCCCAGCUUCCAAGAGGAGUGCAAGUUCAGGGAGACCCUCUUGCCCAACAACUACAAUGCCUACGAGUCAGACCUGUACCGGGGCACCUACAUCGCGCUGAGCAAAUACGGACGCGUGAAGCGGGGCAGCAAGGUGUCCCCAGUCAUGACCGUCACUCACUUCCUCCCCAGGAUAUAAGGACCCUGAAGGGAGGCUCACAGGUGGAAAGCAACAUCUUUUCUGUUGGAAUUUUGCACAAGUGAACCGUUCCCCCUCCCCCAUGCCUCCCGAGCCGGGCUCCUUU
This is a messenger RNA of Hippopotamus amphibius kiboko, 733 nucleotides long. RefSeq names its product fibroblast growth factor 6 (gene FGF6). Gene Ontology annotation, biological process: positive regulation of gene expression; positive regulation of protein phosphorylation; positive regulation of cell population proliferation. Bases 1 to 627 code for a protein of 208 amino acids. Gene Ontology annotation, molecular function: fibroblast growth factor receptor binding; growth factor activity. The transcript has 3 exons. Gene Ontology annotation, cellular component: cytoplasm. NCBI's taxonomy places the organism in Eukaryota, Metazoa, Chordata, Mammalia, Artiodactyla, Hippopotamidae. The record is from RefSeq and is a predicted model, not a curated record.